GCUUCGAGAUGCAGCGGUAACCUGCUAAUAAAGUAUGAAGAAGGACAAGCGGAAGUAGGAGAUGGAUGGAUGGAUGAAAACAAGAUGAAGAAUUGCAAUAAAGUGCAGGGCUCACAUCGAAAAAGUCGGCUAUGUCUCGAUUGAUACACACAACAAUGAACGCAUCGAGCACUGAGGACAGAGGAGUCGCGGUGGUCUUUAUUGGAGAAUGGAUCUGAAAAUAAACACAGACUGUGCCUGCUUGAUGGUCAUCUUUGCUGCCAUCUUUGCUCAUCUAGCGACUUGUCAUAGGACGUGCAAUCACCGCGUCCCUCUUCCAGAAGAGGUGGUCCAUCAUGUGUAUCUGAAACCUGAACGUUUGAUGAAACGAAGCUCUGAUGACCUUCAUCUAAAAAUUAAGAUAAUCUAUGACUACAGUGUUGACCAGCUCCCCGCAGACAAGAGAAGACUUGUAAAGGAUAACCUGUUUCCGCAGGCAAUUGACUACCUCCAGAAAGCCUUAUUCGUGAAACGCAGGGUUGGGCCUAUUUUGCUCAGCAGACAAUGUGCAACCAACCAGUAUUUGAAGAGGAGGGAUGACCCACAUCGCUAUUGCCAGAAUGCCUGUGCAGAUGUCACACGUUGUGGCCCAGUUUUGAUACCCCAACACCACUUACAGCAAUGCAAGAUGUGCAGUGAGUCAGGGAAGUCCUGUGGUCCCACAGGCCCCCCAGAUGGCCCAGGUGUGGAAGGGUUUGACUUUGUACUCUAUGUGAGCAGUGUCAUCACUGAGCGUUGUGGACAGGAAAACAUUGUGGCCUACGCAGCUUACUGCCAACUGGAGUCGGAGUUGGACAGACCUGUUGCAGGUUAUGCCAACUUGUGUCCCACAAUGAUCACCUCACAGCCGCAGGAGUUUGAAGGAAUGCUCUCCACCGUCAAACAUGAGAUUAUUCAUGCUCUGGGUUUUUCUGCAGGUCUGUUUGCUUUCUACCGUGACGAUGACGGCAAACCUUUGACUCCUCGCUUCGCCAGUGGCCUGCCUGCCUUUAAUGAGAGCCAGGGCCUGUACCAGUGGAGUGAGGCAGUUAUCAAUAGUGUCAGCAGGCUGUGGGACAUCAGAGGUGGGAUGAUAGUGCGACAUCAAGUACAUCUACUUGUGACACCACAUGUUGUGGAGGAGGCAAGAAAACAUUUCGAUUGUCCCAUUUUAGAGGGAAUGGAGUUGGAGAACCAAGGAGGGGUUGGAACUGAACUCAAUCACUGGGAAAAGAGACUGUUGGAAAACGAGGCCAUGACAGGCUCUCACACCCAGAACAGGGUAUUUUCCAGAAUGACACUGGCUAUUAUGGAGGACACUGGAUGGUAUAGAGCCAACUACAGCCUUGCCCAGACACUCAAGUGGGGUCGUGGACUCGGCUGUGAUUUUGUCAUGAAGAGCUGCAAGUUCUGGAUGGAUAAACAGAGACAAAGAAGACAUGCUGUGAUGCCUUACUGUGACACAGUGCGAGCUUCUCCUUUGCAGCUGAUGUGCAGACAGGACCAGCUAGCUGUGGCUGUCUGCAACCUGCAGAAAUAUCCACAGGAGUUACCGCUAGAUUACCAGUACUUUGAACAGAUUCCAAAUGUGGCUGCUGACCAGCUGACCUUUUUUGGGGGCGCAGUGGAGAUUGCUGAUUUCUGUCCUUUCAGUCAGGAGUUCAGCUGGCAUGUGAGUGGAGAGUAUCAAAGAAACUCCAACUGCAGAGUUUCAGAGAACCAGCCAGAGUGGUGGAAGAAUUAUGCAGCAGAGCAGUACGGACCAGAUUCCAUGUGUUUGUAUCAGAAGUCAGCCUUUGUCAUGGAGCAGUGCACCAGGAAGAUGGCGUACCCCGACUGGGGUUCUGGCUGCUACAAGGUGUUGUGCACAGCACAGGGUCUGAAGGUGUAUGUGCAGGAACAUUCCUUUCUCUGUCUUCGUAAAGGGCAGCUGCUCAGCGUGAGUGUGCAAGUCAACGACUGGGUGUACAACGGUGUCCUAAUCUGCCCUGCCUGUACGGACGUCUGCGACGACUGUCCCGUCCCCCAUGAACUCCCAACCAGAAACACCUCCAGGACUAAGACAAUAGAUCCGUGCUCCAGGUAUGAAGAUAAAGCCAUCACUGUCAAUCUCCAGCUCGCCCUUGCUGCUGGAGUGCUCUUCUGCCAAUUCAACUGACAGAACGCCGCCUAGCACAUGAAGUAAUGUUUCAUUUUCUUAGAUAACUUGAAUUUUUGUGCGUGUUCUUUUCCAUUGGACAACCUUGGCAAGUGUGUAUCAGAAAAUGUUAUUUAUUUAUUGCAAAUGCACUUAAUUAACAUUGAUUUUGAGAUGACAUGUCGAACCCCUGAGCAGCUGGACCUUGCUCAAGGGGCAGAACUCAGGAAGCACAACAUUUGGUCCCCAACAACCAUCCAAACCAGAAGUGUUUGGCGCACAGGUGCUACAGCCCCAAUAUUGUAUACUGCUUGUUCUCAAGUUGAACUUAGAGUGGAUACAAAAAAAGUUGUGUUGGAUCAGUGUCACUGUUUUAUGAGUGCUGAAAAGCAUUAACACAAUACAGUAUUCUAUACCAAUUCAUCAUUGUGUGAAUGCUAAAGGCAAACAUCUUAUACUACGCAAUUAUUUUCCAAUUUUCACUGAAAGUCGUAUAUAUUGUUCCUCAACGCUAUCUUGCUAGCAUGCUAACUUUUUUAGCUGUUUUUUCAGGAAUACAAUUAGGGAUGGGCACCGAAUCCAGCCGGUGCUACCGGGUACCGCUUCACACAAAAUCCAACGAUGCCAUGUUACGGGUUGCCCGUGACAUCACGUCCAAUUGCAGACUCAGUCGGAUCUAAUUAGGGUCGUAGCGAUAAACGGUAUUAAUGAUAACGACAGUAAAACUCCCGACGGUUAGUAUUACUGUUAUAAAUUAAAAUGAUCGAAAAACAGAUUGAUAACCACAAUUUGAUAAAAAAAACAACUAACUGACUUUACCAUGAAUUGAUUAACGUGGACCCCGACUUAAACAAGUUGAAAAACUUAUUGGGGUGUUACCAUUUAGUGGUCAAUUGUACGGAAUAUGUACUGUACUGUGCAAUCUACUAAUAAAAGUCAAUCAGACUGGCGUUAGCUCGCCAGUUUGAAUGCCAACAUGAAAACAUAAGACAAAGUCUUUCCUCAUUAAGAAACGACAUACCCCAAUCUAAACUUAUAUAAACGCAUUACUGUCUGAGCAACUAAGCCAGGGG
Molecule: messenger RNA, 3228 nt
Organism: Nerophis lumbriciformis (worm pipefish)
Lineage: Eukaryota; Metazoa; Chordata; Actinopteri; Syngnathiformes; Syngnathidae
Gene: lmln
Product: leishmanolysin-like (metallopeptidase M8 family)
Biological process (GO): proteolysis; cell adhesion
Cellular component (GO): membrane; cytoplasm
Molecular function (GO): metalloendopeptidase activity
Source: RefSeq, a predicted model, not a curated record